Cuscuta epithymum is the source of this 1291-nucleotide messenger RNA. NCBI's taxonomy places the organism in Eukaryota, Viridiplantae, Streptophyta, Magnoliopsida, Solanales, Convolvulaceae. The record is from the annotation of a GenBank genome assembly.
CCGAAAGUUUACAGUAUGAUAAAGGUAUGGGAUAAAAUCUUCGGUAUACCGUACCGAACCACCCCUAGGUGCAUCUGAGCGUGCCAGAAAACCCGGGAGAACUCCUCUCUAACUUUAAAGUUAAACAAAUAAAUUGUCUGGAAUGUACCAUAAAGCAAAAUAUUACGCAUAGAGCACGAUAAAAAUGCAAAGGAGGCACUUGCUGACGCGGGGCCUACUAAAUCCAGGCAUAACACAGAUGGAUGUGGGGCCGCCCCGAAUCGGACGUGUCAGCAAUCCAAAUCCGGACGCAGCUGACCCAGCUAUAAAACGGGGCCACCCGGUCCGGUGGUGGGGUCAGAAAACGCAAAUGGGUUCUGAGAUGCCUUUCAAUGACUUCUCCGCUUCUCAACCCGACAACCCUCACUCUCUCCUCACUCCACCCCACAAUUACCACCUUGCCCCUCCAAGCCCCGCCGCCUCCGCCGAAACCGCCACCUCUCUCAGGAUCGGCUCCGUCAGAGAUCGCCACACCAAGGUCAACGGCCGCGGCCGGCGAGUCAGGAUGCCGGCCCUCUGCGCCGCUCGCAUCUUCCAGCUCACCCGGGAGCUCGGCCACCGCACGGAGGGGGAGACUAUCCAGUGGCUUCUGUGCCAGGCUGAGCCCGCCAUCAUCGCCGCCACCGGAACUGGGACCACCCCGGCGGCUGCUGUCACCACCUCGCCGUCCGGGGCAGCCUCGCGCCCUCCGCCGUCAGGUAUGGCGCCGCUGGCGACAGGGCUGGCCCAGCUACAGCAUUUACCCCUUGCUUUUGCCUUGCCGUCUUCUACCUUCGGCUCCGGAAAUCAGAUACAGCCGCCGAUAGCCAACCCGGUUCGACCGCUCUCGGCGCUUCCCCGCGCCAGCGGCGGGAGCAGAUACGUCCACCAAGCUGUGCCAGAGAUGGGAUUGUUCUCGAUUAGUCCGCCGUGCUGCCGGUUUGACUUGACGCUGCCACCGCACGAUUUUCCCGGCCACGGUGACCGGGAAAUGACGUUCACGUCUAUGCUGAUGAUGCAGACGUCGCCGGCGAAUGGUGUGGAGGAACAGGUGCCCCUCGAUGAUGUCGCCAAACAGUAGAUAUAGAGCUGGAAUUCAAUUCAAUGUAUGUUAGGGUUUCAGAGGCCAGAACUUGAUUUUUUUUUUUUUUAGUUGAAUUCGGAAAGAAACCGAACUUUGGGAAUGAUUUUGAAUUUUAGACAAUCAAACUUUGCAGACAACAUUUUUUUAUAAAUUUAAUUUAAUUCGCAAAAUAUAAACUUUUGAGCAAAA